Molecule: messenger RNA, 1530 nt
Organism: Microthlaspi erraticum
Lineage: Eukaryota; Viridiplantae; Streptophyta; Magnoliopsida; Brassicales; Brassicaceae
Source: the annotation of a GenBank genome assembly
AUGCUGCUCCUUCUCAGCCUUGCAUUUGUAGUCUUUGUCUUGGGUUCCUACACUAUCAACAAAGAGAGCAAUAGUCCAAACAUUCAUCAGAGUAUUGAGACGAUGGAGUUUGGAAGCAACGAAACACCUAUAAGUAGAGAAUUGACUUCUUUCUACACUGGAACCUCUAAUAACGAUCAUAUCGGAGAUUCUUUUCUGUGGAAUGGCGUUAGAGAAAGUGAUGUAGAUCCUCCUCCAUCCCUCACUUCUCACCAUCCAUGCGAUAGUUUUUCGUUUCCUCCUCCUCCUCCACCUGGACUCAGAAGACCUGGACCAAGACCGUGUCCGGUUUGCUAUCUAUCUCCAGAAGAGGCGUUAGCGCAUAUGCCAAAGCAUCCAUUUGAAUCUCCUGUUCUGAAGAAUCUGACGUAUAUCCAUGAAGAGAGUCCUGCAAAAAUCGAAGAAGGUCAAGGAGGCUCUGAUUUUGGAGGUUAUCCUUCUCUUGAGCACAGGACUAACUCUUUUGACAUUAAACAGUCCAUGACAGUGCAUUGCGGAUUUGUCAAAGGAACAAAACCGGGAUUUCAAACUGGAUUCGACAUUGAUGAAGAUAUCCUUCUUGAGUUGGAUCAGUUCCAUGAUGUGAUUGUUGCAUCAGCGAUAUUUGGGAAAUAUGACAUAAUUCAAGAACCAGUGAACAUCAGUGAAAUGGCGAAGAAGAACAUUCCUUUCUACAUGUUUGUUGACGAAGAAACGGACUCAUAUCUUAAAAACACUUCGAGCUACACAGAUGAUAACAAGAGAGUGGGAUUGUGGAGGAUCAUUGUUGUCCAUAACGUUCCUUACAGUGAUGCUAGGCGUAAUGGAAAGAUUCCAAAGCUUCUAUUGCAUAGGUUAUUCCCAAAUAUCCGGUACUCUAUAUGGGUUGAUGCGAAGCUCCAACUUGUUGUAGAUCCCUAUCAAAUCCUCGAAAGGUUCUUGUGGAGAACGAAUUCUAGUUUCGCAAUCUCGAGACAUUACAGACGUUUUGAUGUGUAUCUAGAGGCUGAGGCGAAUAAAGCUGCAAGAAAAUACGACAAUGCCUCGAUUGAUCACCAGGUUGAGUUCUAUAAGAAGGAAGGUUUAACACCUUAUACCGAAGCUAAGCUUCCAAUAACAAGUGAUGUUCCUGAAGGAUGCACAAUCAUAAGAGAACACAUACCGAUCACAAAUCUCUUCACGUGUGUGUGGUUCAACGAAGUGGAUCGGUUUACGUCAAGAGAUCAACUAAGCUUUGCAAUUGCGAGAGACAAGAUAAGAGAGAAAGUGGAUUGGAACAUCAAUAUGUUUUUGGACUGCGAAAGACGCAACUUUGUGAAACAGGUUUAUCAUAGAGACGUGUUGAUGAACAUGAAACCUCCUCGAGCUUCGUCUAGGCUUCUUCCCGAGCCACCGGCAUCGCCACGUGGAAGAUUAGUUGGUGGGAGAGCCACGACGGGGAAGAAGAUUCCAGGACAACGCGGAAGAAAGCGUCACCGGAAAGUUUCAGCUGGUGGCAGAAACAUGAGAUAG